UGUUCCGUGAACCUAAGCGUGAACCCAUCUCCAUUUUUCUGUGAAUGAGGUUAUUUUUUUGUUGACAAACGCUAAUCGCGCCAACACAAGUCUUGUUUGUAUUUUGUAUUUUAGUCUUGUCCCUAAAUUUAGGAUUUAUUUAUAAUAAAAUGGACGAAGACUAUGAAGACAGACACUGGGACACCGACAGGGGCGACGAGUCAGAUGGCGGAGAAGAACCUGAAAACCCAGAACACGUAUUGGCAGAAUGUGCAGAGAAAUUUGCUACCCCCGAUUACAUCAUGGAGCCCGGAAUAUUUACUCAGCUCAAGCGUUAUUUCCAAGCUGGUGGAGACCCUCUUCAAGUUAUCGAAGAGCUGUCUCAGAAUUAUACUGCUGUAGCACAGAUGGCAAACUUGAUUGCUGAGUGGUUAAUUAUUGGAGGCGUGAAAGUAACAGACGUGCAAGCCAUGGUAGAAAAUCACUUGAAAGAGAUGAUUUUAAAGACUUUUGAUCCGAAGAAAGCCGACACAAUAUUCACUGAAGAGGGAGAAACCCCUGCUUGGCUGACACAGUUAAUAGAGCAUCCCACAUGGAGGUCACUAAUAUAUAGGCUAGCUGAAGAAUAUCCAGACUGUUUGAUGCUCAAUUUCACCAUUAAGCUGAUAUCAGAUGCUGGAUUUCAAGGAGAAAUUACUAGUAUAUCUACAGCUGCCCAACAACUUGAAGUAUUCUCAAGAGUAUUGAAAACAUCAAUAUCAAGUUUUCUGACAAAUCCAGAGGAGUGGCAGAGUACAAGUAAAGAGUGUGCAAAAAUGGUCUGCCAUGGACAACAUACAUAUGUUUAUAGUCAAGUUAUAAUACAUAUUUUAGCUAGGGAAUCAAAAGGAGGAAGUGCGAUGAAAAGGCUUUCACAAGAAAUAACAAAAUGUGCACAAAAGAAUGGACAUGAUGUUACUCCCAUAACAAUGGCACUUAAUGGUGCUUCCGCAUAUCCCACAGCAUGCCAAGCAUUAAUGGCUAUGAUGUCAAAAAACACAUUAAACCCUGCAGAUAUUACUGUUCUAUACAGGAAUUACAAUGCUCCUGAUCCACCUCCUUUAGAUCUCAUAAGAACUCCUCAGUUUUUAGAACUACUCAUAGAUUCCCUGUUUAAGCCAGGAGUAAAACUGAAUCCUGACUACAAACCAAAGUACAUUCAUCUGUUGGCAUAUGCAGCAAGUGUUUCAGAAGUGCAACAAAAGAAAGGUCAGAAGAGGAUAUCUAACAAAGAUGAGUUACAACCAACUAUACGUGCUAUAGAAACAGUACAUAAUAUUUGUAAUGGCAACAAAGGAAGUUCAGAAUUGAUUGCUGAACUCUCUAAAAUUUAUCAGUCUUUGAAGUAUCCUGUGGUAUCGAUAGGAAUAAUCAGAUGGGUGGAAUGUACUGUAACGGAGCCAAGUUACUUUAAACUAUGUACAGAACAUACUCCUAUACAUUUAGCACUUCUUGAUGAAGUGGUGACCUUACAUCCACUGUUACAUAAUCAAGUUUUGGAUUUGCUUGUCAGAUUGUUUGAAUCUAAGCAAGAUGAGCUGGAGAUCCUGGUACAGUUAGAAAUGAGAAAAAUGGUUCUAGAUAGAAUGGUGAACCUGCUGUGUUCAGGCUGUGUUGUACCAUUGGUGAAAUAUAUUAAACAAUGUUGGCAAAAAGGAGAUACAGAUAUUUCACUGAUCAGAUACUUUGUAACUGAGGUUUUGGAAACAAUAGGACCUCCAUAUAGCUCCGAGUUUGUUCACCUGUUCAUGCCAAUGGUAGAGAAUGAUGAAAUCACAGGUACCAUGAGAGGUGAUGGUGAAAAUGAUCCUGUGUCUGAAUUUAUAGUAUACUGUAAGGCAAACUACACUGCUGUCAUCUGAGCCUAGAGUCAGAAAUUAAUGAGUAGAUAUCAAAAAUAAAAUGUUCUGAGAAUGUUUAUUAAGUUAUUAUGCAUGUAAAAACAAUAAACUGUAAAUACA
Molecule: messenger RNA, 1979 nt
Organism: Acanthoscelides obtectus
Lineage: Eukaryota; Metazoa; Arthropoda; Insecta; Coleoptera; Chrysomelidae
Source: the annotation of a GenBank genome assembly